Molecule: messenger RNA, 5668 nt
Organism: Solenopsis invicta (red fire ant)
Lineage: Eukaryota; Metazoa; Arthropoda; Insecta; Hymenoptera; Formicidae
Gene: flz
Product: serine protease filzig
Exons: 8
Coding region: 559-4242 (1227 amino acids)
Biological process (GO): proteolysis
Molecular function (GO): serine-type endopeptidase activity
Source: RefSeq, a predicted model, not a curated record
UAUGACUUAGCCAUGCGACUCCAGCAACACAUGCCGUGGCACAAGGUACGACGGCCAGACAGGUACCAUCCCGUUUGCUAGCCGGAUGGACGAUCGCGCGGUACAGAUCGGUGCGAGCGCGUAAGAGAAGUCACAGGGAAGAUUUCUAAGUGCGAUCGGUUUCGGCAGCUAGUCCCGGCGAGGGCGAAUCUUAGUAUCGCUGAUGCCGCCUAUAGGCUGACGAGUGUAAAAACGCGCGCGACAUAAAAGAUCGAGGCACGUGAGGUCGGUGCACCGGUUCGAAAUUCGAUCUCGCGAGCGUAGCGCGCGAUUCAUGCCGGCGACUCGACUGACAAGACGAGAGCAAGUUCAGUGAAGAAGUGCGGAGGGGAUCAGUGAUCUCUCGAAGAGGAGAAGCCACGCGGAAGGAAUCCAAGGGCAAGGUCGCGUUUCCUCUCUCUCUCUCUCUCUUUCUCUCUCACGCGGAAGCAGACCGGACGAACGGACCUGUCGUUUGUCGGAAUCAAAACGACGUUAUGAGACGCGCUUAACGUGCCCUCUCGGUUGCAUCCAAGGUUAAUGCGCUGCACGAUGGUUACUGGGAAAGGUGUCUGUCUGCUGUUCAUCUUCCUUACUCUGACGUGCGUCUUUUCUCACCCCUGGACGCCUCAAAAUGAAGGCAGAAAGUUGUUCGGCGGCUACACGAUAGUGCCGAAGGCGUGCCGACCGUCAUUACCGUCGCGCAUCAAGUCGAGCGAGCCGCCGAUAUGCAUGUUUAAUUACGAAUGCACACGGCGUAACGGCGAGGUCGUCGGCGCCUGCAUGGAUGGCUUCCUCUUCGGUGCCUGCUGCCAAUUACCGCCGAAGAGCUCGAUGAAUGGAAACGACGAUCCGCCCGGCACCGAGGAGAUAGUUCACGGUAUGCAUCCGAUCGACCAUGUACCCGAUAUACCAAUCCUGCUGAAUCCAGACGGCACACCGGUCGGCAUGUCAGUGUCACAGAGCGAUGACACUACGGAGAUGAACAAACCGAAUGUCGCAAGCGGUGACGAGACGCUAUAUACGAAAAUUUCUAGUUCGAAUCAAGCCUCUUUGCCGACACUAUCGCCAUUCGAUACGACAAACAAUGCUGAAAAAACACAGUUGCCUCAACAACAGUUGCCUCAACAGGCGGACGUAAGUCACUUAGCCGACGAUUUCCCGGUUCUUCUGGGUCAACAAGACAUCAUCGAUGAUCUAAGAUUGCCAGGACUGUUGACGCAUUCAGAUAAAGAUAACGACAUUCAGAAUCACCAUGAUUCGUCGGCGGCAAAUCGUCCGAUCACUACGUUGCUAAAUGCCGAUCAGAUUCUGCAGAUAGCGGACCCGGUCGAUCAGCUUCCGGCAUUGUUCUCGCAUGGAUUUGGCACGAAUAAUCACAGCGAUCCAGAGACGAUAUUAUUAAAUGAAAAUGGUACGAUGCUCGAAGAGACCAACAAUCCGGAUGAGAUCUUCCAACCUUCUACUGAAACGUCGAUCGAUAAGGUCACGCAAGCAGGAAGCACGUGGAUCAAAUUCUCGGAGCAGCCUGCAUCUUCCACUAUAGAAUUAACGUCCACGUCGAUAGCUCCUAAAUCGACAUCCAUGAUAACGAAUAUACCAGUGGCGACUCAAAUGUACACCAACGUGCAAAAACUUACAAGCGAUCUGCCUAGCACACCAAUGACGACUACAACAAGCACGUUCGAAAAAAUGAGCACAGUCGAGAAGAAGAUAUCUACGAAAAUGACAUCGGAUUCAAUAAAGAUCGAAGCUACCACGCCCAUGACUUCCUCUAGCAUCAAGGAUGACCUGGUGAAGGUACCGACCAUUAUAUACGAUUUGCCGUCGGGCAACAAGAAGAAAGAUGACGUUCUCGACAAAGAGGAGAUCGCCAUUAAUCACAUUAUCUCUAUCCUAAAUGACACCACGCCGAAUUCGGACGUAUCGGUGACUCUGCCGGUUCCCAAUUCCUCGCCGGUUCAAGCCUGGGUGAGUAUCGACGAGACCUCGAAACCCACCCACGUCAAAGUCGGCUCUUCGAAUUACCCCACGACGCCAGCAUCCUCGACUUUCCCGUAUAGUUUCUACAAACCAGGUUCUCUACAACCUAAACCUUCCUCGGCGUACUACAACUACGAGCUCGUACCCACCCAGACUUACACGUCGCAUUAUCCGACCUCGAACGGGCCAUACGGCUCACGGCCAUCCACGCAUACCUACUCCGGCGCCACCAGCAGCAGUUUCAUCAACAACCGACCUACGACGAACCCUCCGGCGCCGACGGUGAUAGUCCUUGGUCCGCUUGGAACAAGCUUUACCACGCAAACUACUCAGAAACCUGUCACAAGAAAGCCUUCCGGCACAACUAUCAGGCCUGCUUCAGUUUCGAUUAAAACAACUCCCGUUAGACCUAUUACGUUAAUCACCAAAAAGCCCGGAGUGACUACUACCAUAACUCACAACAUCAGCACCGUCAUCUCCAACCUUGCCAAUAACAACGUAGUCUCUACUAGCUACAUCAGCGUCAAUUUAAAAGACGGAACCACUGCGAGGCCGGUAGUCAGCACUCAGGCGAUCGCGACGCAAACCACGAAGAAUCGGCCGAGCACGAAAAAGCCCGUGAUCUGGACCACAGUCUCUUCGUGGUCGGGCAAGCCGACAUUCAAUCUGAGACCGUCGACCGGCGACAACUGGUCAAGCAAUUUAACGCCGGUUAAUAAUGUUAUAUUCAAAGAUACGGUGAAGACCACCACCGCUGAACCUUGCGACGAUGAGACUGCGGCACCGGACGAUCUCAUCAACUUCCCGCCAGUGCGAAAUCCGAAUCUCAACAUCUCCAUGCCGAUUUCACAGCAGGAGAAGCCAACGAUCGUCGAAACGUACAAUAAUACCGGCUAUCCAGACAUCGAGCUGAUCAGCGAACACGAUAUCCCGACGCCCACGUUCGUUGAGGAUGAUGUGCUAACAAACAAAGUAGAUGCUUUUGUUAACAAGCUCGUCGAGUCGCUGCAGGGUAACUUCCAGAAUCUACAAGAAAUAGUCUACACUCGAAAUGGCACCGAAGAGACUUCAACAACAUCUUCUACCGUAACGAGAAGACCGACCAGUGGAAGUACCACGACAAGAAAACCUACUCGAAAGCCCACAACUAAACCAUCGUCGACAUCGUCGGCGACGACGAAGAGGCCAUCCGCGACAACGAAGAGGCCUACUCGUCCUACCCAGAGACCGUUGUCGUCCGAGAAACCGACGCGUCCUAAAGCAACUACUACUCCGAGACCUAAACCGAGCACAUUACAGAACGUCACGACAAAAAGGCCCCAAGGGACGACGACAAAGCGUCCGAAACCGACGAAGAAAGUUACGACUACGCCAUCCAGCAGCACGGAGGCGAUUCUAGAAGACCAGAGUGUGAACACGACUGAAAGCAGCGUUGCAGAAACGGAUGCCGAGCCAGACUUUCGGACUCAAUGCGGCGUGAGACCAUUGGUCUCAAGAUCGGGAAAAAUAGUCGGCGGAAAGGGCGCGCAGUUCGGAGAAUGGCCAUGGCAGGUCUUGGUUCGCGAGGCGACCUGGCUCGGCUUAUUUACGAAGAACAAAUGCGGAGGUGUACUUAUCACUGAUAAAUAUGUGAUAACGGCAGCCCAUUGUCAACCAGGCUUUCUGGCUUCUUUGGUCGCGGUGUUCGGCGAAUAUGAUAUUUCGGGCGAGUUGGAGUCAAAGCGCAGUGUAACGAAAAACGUUCGCCGCGUCAUCGUGAACCAUGGCUACGAUCCGGCGACAUUCGAGAAUGACUUGGCGCUUCUGGAGUUAGAGUCACCAGUGAAAUUUGACGAACAUAUCGUGCCGAUUUGCAUGCCGGAGGACGGCAUCGACUUCACCGGCCGAUUCGCGACGGUCACGGGUUGGGGUCGACUUAAAUACAAUGGUGGUGUGCCGUCGGUGCUGCAGGAGGUCCAGGUACCCAUAAUGGAGAAUUCGGUUUGCCAGGAGAUGUUCCAAACCGCCGAUCAUGUAAAAAGAAUUGUGGAUAGCUUUCUCUGCGCUGGAUACGCUAAUGGCCAGAAGGAUUCUUGUGAGGGUGACAGUGGUGGCCCGCUAGUAAUGGAACGACCGGACGGCAGAUGGUUCCUAGUCGGGACCGUUUCUCACGGCAUUAAAUGUGCGGCUCCGUAUCUACCGGGUGUGUACAUGAGGACGACUUUCUUCAAGCCCUGGCUCCACAGCAUCACCGGUGUCUGAGAAGCUGGGCCACAAUCGUCAUCUCACGUUCUCGCGUAAUUACACGCGAGCGGCACCGGAUGCCAUUCUGUAUAAAUGUACAAAGGAAGCCUAAUUUAUUUUCCCCCUCGAGAUAGACCGUAUGAAACUCAAUUAAGUAACACAAUCGCAGAUAUAACCGGACUUGAAUGUCAGAGGGCUUUCUCGAUUUCUGAAUAAUAACGAGACGUCCCGUUUUCUUACGCAUCCGUUAUUUCGUGUUUUCCAUUAGUGCAACGGAAGUAACACUUGCAUAAGCAGCAACUUAUACCAAGCAAACUUUACUGUAAAAGCAGAGAAAGAGAAAGAAAGAAGAGAAAGAGGAUAGAGAGACAAGUACGUCAACUUGGGUCUCAAGUUAUUUAAAUUUCGAAAUAGAAUUCUAUGGAAAUUCUUUGUCUGCGGCAAAAUACUGCUUCUCGGCGCACAACCAGUGCCCGAUGUUGCAUUUAUGCGUAUCAAUGUUUAAACUCGUCCUUAUGCGUGUGUAUACGUAUUCGCAGAGUCAUCAUUGAAGUGGAUUCAGAGUAUCAGAAACUCUUGUUAUUACUCCUGAACAACAAACUCCUAUCGUUUCCUCCACACCAUCUCACGAUCGAAGAAACAGCAAUGCAAAUAAUUCACAAUUUACGUCACUGCUCUAUAUAAAGAGCUCCUUUUAGCUAAUUUAAAAUCGAAUUUUUUUAACAAAAUUCUUUAACGAAAGUUUUAUUGUUAAAAGUAAUUCAUAUUUUUAACAAAUAUUUUACAUAACUUCGAAAUAAUUCAAACAUAAAUAUGAGACGGCCUAUAUCGAUCAUAACGGAUCUCAGUGCUAAAUAAUAAUUUUUACAAUCUCCGACUUAUGCGAUAUGUGCCACAUAUUCGUCAGACUUGAAACACAGUUAUCUUUAGAAAUAAUUGGCUCUUAAACAGUUUUAUUAAAAAAAAGCCGACUCCAAAUUAAUGAUAUUUCGGCAUUGAUAACAAUUUGAUCAAAGGCACGUGAGCAAAUUUUGAAUUAUUGCGCGUAUGUGCGAGUGAAUUUCGAAAACCGCAAAUAUUUUUCCUCACAUUUUCUGUCUCUGCCUACUCCAUGAAUAUUCGCGUCGGCUCUGCGAUAUACACAAAGUGCAUAAAGACGAGCUAUAAGCCCUAUUUAUUUAUUUGUUAGAUGUUAUUUAUUAAAUACAUUUUUAUACGAUAACAACAUGUGGCUAUUUUAUUCACCACCUCCACGCACGGAAAUAUAAUAAGACAUCAACGACUUCAUUUGACGUCACAUCGCUGUGCAUAUUACGCGCUACAAUCCUCGAGGUAAUAUUCCUAUUAAAAAUAGCGACAAAUGUUCUCCAAAUCGAUCGAACUUUUAAUAUACUUAUCAUCAUUACAUAUGAACAACGUCAUCGCGCUUCAUAACGUCGUUGCU